Molecule: messenger RNA, 429 nt
Organism: Humulus lupulus (European hop)
Lineage: Eukaryota; Viridiplantae; Streptophyta; Magnoliopsida; Rosales; Cannabaceae
Product: secreted RxLR effector protein 161-like
Exons: 1
Coding region: 1-429 (142 amino acids)
Source: RefSeq, a predicted model, not a curated record
AUGGAUAAUGUACCCUACUCAAAUGCAGUUGGCUCUAUUAUGUAUCUUAUGUUAUGCACAAGACCUGAUUUAUCUUACUCUAUAAGUGUCCUUAGUAAGUAUAUGGCAAAUCAUGGGUUAGAGCAUUGGAGGGCAAUGAAAUGGGUAUUCAACUAUCUACUGGGCACUACUAACAUUGGUCUAAGGUUCACUAAGCACUCUAACAGUAACCUAAUAGAGGGAUACAAUGAUGCUGAUUUUGAUGGGGACAAAGAUCAUAGAUAUUCUACAUCUGCUUACUAUUUCCUAGUGGGAGGUAACUGUGUUAGCUGGAGAGUUCAACUACAACCUAUAGUUGCUUUAUCUACAACAGAGUCAGAAUAUGUACCAGUUACAGAGGCUAUUAAGGAGGCUAUAUGGCUAAAAGGGCUCAUGGAAGAACUAAGGUAA